CGACGCUCCGCCUCGCACUUCCGGCGGGAGGAUCCGGUCCGGAGCGCCCGCGGCCGAGCCUCCGACCUGGGGACCCGUGAGCCCUGCAUCCACUUGAUCAUGGAGAGAGUUGGCUCGGGCCACCAGCCCCUUAGGUGAGGACUCUGCCUGGGGCUCCGUGGAUGAUUCCGAAUCAUGGAGGCGAAGAGGACUCCCCCAGCCAGGAGACCUUGUUGAAAGUCGAGGCCCAGCGUGGGUGGCUCUUCCCACAGCUGUUCAGGGGGAGCUGCCUUCCCCCACUGACCCAGAGCCAGGGAGUUGCAGCUUCCCCGGAUGGGGAAGUGGGCCCUUGACGUGGCCUUUGUGUGGAAGGCAGUAUUGACUCUGGGGCUGGUCCUCCUCUACUACUGCUUCUCCAUCGGCAUCACCUUCUACAACAAAUGGCUGACGAAGAGCUUCCACUUUCCGCUUUUCAUGACGAUGCUGCACCUGGCCGUGAUCUUCCUGUUCUCUGCCCUGUCCAGGGCACUGGUUCAGUGCUCCAGUCACAGGGCCCGCGUGGUGCUGAGCUGGACGGACUACCUCAGGAGAGUAGCUCCCACAGCGCUGGCGACCGCACUUGACGUGGGCUUGUCCAACUGGAGCUUCCUCUACAUCACCGUCUCGCUGUACACGAUGACCAAGUCUUCCGCUGUCCUCUUCAUCUUGAUCUUCUCUCUGAUCUUCAAGCUGGAGGAGCUGCGUGCAGCCCUGGUCCUGGUGGUCCUCCUCAUCGCCGGGGGCCUUUUCAUGUUCACGUACAAGUCCACACAGUUCAACGUGGAGGGCUUUGCCUUGGUGCUGGGGGCCUCAUUCAUCGGUGGCAUUCGCUGGACCCUCACCCAGAUGCUCCUGCAGAAGGCGGAACUUGGGCUCCAGAACCCCAUUGACACCAUGUUCCACCUGCAGCCACUUAUGUUUCUGGGGCUCUUCCCUCUCUUCGCGGUAUUUGAAGGUCUCCAUUUGUCCACGUCUGAGAAGAUCUUCCGUUUCCAGGACACAGGGCUGCUCCUGCGGGUACUAGGGAGCCUCUUCCUUGGAGGGAUUCUCGCCUUCGGUCUGGGCUUCUCAGAGUUCCUCCUGGUCUCUAGAACCUCCAGCCUCACUCUCUCCAUUGCUGGCAUUUUUAAGGAAGUCUGCACUCUACUGCUGGCAGCUCAUCUGCUGGGGGAUCAGAUCAGCCUCCUGAACUGGCUGGGCUUCGCCCUCUGCCUCUCGGGCAUAUCCCUGCAUGUUGCUCUCAAAGCCUUGCACUCUAGAGGUGAUGGUGGCCCUAAACCCUUGAAGGGGCUGGGCUCCCACCCCGACCUACAGCUGCUGCUCCGGAGUAGCCGGCCAGAGGAAGAUGACAAUGAGGAGGAAGAGGAGGAGGAGGAGUACUUUGUGGCCCAAGGGCAGCAGUGACCAGCCGGAGACCAGCUGGGAACCAGGCUGCUCCCAAGCCUCACACCUCACACCAGCUUAGGGACCCAGGUGGCUCUUCACAACAGCUGGGGAGCAGUGGGCCAGGAUUCUCCUGGGCUGGGCCUUGGGGAGCACGUGAACACACAGCCAGGCUCGGUCAGGGAGCUGAUGGAACAGAGGGGCUGGGCACCAGACCAGAGCAGGGCCCAGGCCAUGCUGGAAUCACAGCGAGACAAGGGAACGACUGGUCUCAGCUGCUUGCCAGGCUCUGCCAGCCAAGGUGAUUUCCUAGGGCAGAGCAGGAGAGCAGGUUUCUAAGGGGUCUGGGUUUAGACUGCAGCGCAGUUGGGAAGGGGAGAUGGAGAGGCUGGAGCCUCAUCACCUGGAGAGCGUCUUUUCUCAGAGAGCAGAUAUAUUUAUAGUUUGGAAAUAAAGGAUUUACGGUCCACUG
Molecule: messenger RNA, 1873 nt
Organism: Nyctereutes procyonoides (raccoon dog)
Lineage: Eukaryota; Metazoa; Chordata; Mammalia; Carnivora; Canidae
Gene: SLC35H1
Product: solute carrier family 35 member C2
Exons: 10
Coding region: 313-1422 (369 amino acids)
Biological process (GO): UDP-glucose transmembrane transport
Cellular component (GO): endoplasmic reticulum-Golgi intermediate compartment; Golgi apparatus; cis-Golgi network
Molecular function (GO): antiporter activity
Source: RefSeq, a predicted model, not a curated record